This is a messenger RNA of Funneliformis mosseae, 141 nucleotides long. Lineage: Eukaryota; Fungi; Glomeromycota; Glomeromycetes; Glomerales; Glomeraceae. The record is from the annotation of a GenBank genome assembly.
AUGCAACAAGCCUGGCAUUAUUGCAAAAAUGUUCGAACAGCUGCUGGGUGCAUUAAACCUAACAAUAACGAUGAGGGAAAUCCAAUCAACCCACAACUUGGACAAAAUGUUUAUCAAUAUUCAACUGGAUUGUCUUUGUGA